CGAAAAAUUAUUUCUGCUAUUCAACCCACAUUUUCAAUUGUAUGACAAUGAUAAUAAAACGACGUGGAAGCCUGUUGAGCUGUUGCUACUAAUAUAAGUUGUCAUUGGUAUACUCUCUGAGGGGAAGCAAAAAGUUGUGCGAGGGAGACUUGGUACUUUGUAGUUUGCAGGAGCUAAGCUGAAGAAGGAUGGAAGUGAAGGAUCUUGAAUAUUUGAUGGUUCCGCUUGGUUUUGCGGUGCUGGUGAGCUACCAUCUCUGGCUAAUAAUUACCAUUUAUAGGAGGCCUAAAAGAACAGUAAUCGGAAUCAACGCUGAAUCCCGCCGGCAAUGGGUCUCAACCAUGAUUUCAGACCCUACAAAGAAUGGUGUUCUCGCGGUUCAAACCAUACGAAACAACAUCAUGGCUUCUACACUUAUGGCUACAACGACGAUCACCAUUGGCUCAUUGAUCAGUGUUUUUGUGAGCAGCACAUCAAGUACUGGAAAGUACCGUUACAUUGUAUUGUGUUUCCUUGUUGCCUUUCUUUGCAAUGUGCAGUCUAUCAGAUACUAUGCUCAUGCUAGCUUCUUAGUCACUUUGCCUGCUGGUGAAGGUAGAAAGGAUUAUCUUGGUGCAAUCUUGAAUCGAGGAAGCUUAUUUUGGUCACUCGGAUUGCGAGCUUUCUAUUUCGCAAUUCCUCUCUUCCUUUGGAUCUUUGGACCUCUAUCAAUGUUCUCGAGUUGUUACCUGAUAACAUUUGUUCUUUACUUCUUGGAUUUUACUGGAACUUCUAGCUAUGAUCCUUACGAAUAUGUACAAAAGGAAGAAGCCAACAACAAUGACAUUGAAUCCGUUAGUCAAUCAGGGGGAAUCAAUUUCGUCGCAAAUUCUUGCCUUCAAUCUCCUCUACUUGUUGGUCACCAUAUGACUACCAACUUAAAUACCUCUGCAAAUCAAAACUGAAAUGCAAUUUGCUACAAAGAAAAAUAUACUGUACUUUUCUCAGCUAUUUUUAGCAAUUAUUGAAUUUUGGGUGAGAUUGAAAGCAAAUUUUCAUUUAUAUAUAUAAUCUACAGACAUCGUUUGAAUGUGUGCAAGUGUAAACUUAAAUGAUCAAGUGUUGGGUUGUGGGAUACCCACUAUGUAGGGAUUAUGUUAUCCCUUUAUUCUUUAAAAUGUUAAUUGUUAUGUAAACCAUAGUUAAUAUCAU
Molecule: messenger RNA, 1191 nt
Organism: Benincasa hispida (wax gourd)
Lineage: Eukaryota; Viridiplantae; Streptophyta; Magnoliopsida; Cucurbitales; Cucurbitaceae
Product: transmembrane protein, putative (Protein of unknown function, DUF599)
Source: RefSeq, a predicted model, not a curated record